Puma concolor (puma) is the source of this 1065-nucleotide messenger RNA. Lineage: Eukaryota; Metazoa; Chordata; Mammalia; Carnivora; Felidae. The record is from RefSeq and is a predicted model, not a curated record.
AUGAAAAUGGAGGAAAUGUCUUUGUCUGGCCUGGAUAACAGCAAACUAGAGGCCAUCGCUCAGGAGAUAUACGCGGACCUGGUCGAGGAUUCUUGUUUGGGAUUCUGCUUUGAGGUACACCGGGCUGUCAAGUGUGGCUACUUCUUCCUGGACGACACGGACCCUGAUAGCAUGAAGGAUUUUGAGAUCGUGGACCAGCCGGGGUUGGACAUCUUUGGACAGGUUUUCAACCAGUGGAAGAGCAAGGAGUGUGUUUGCCCCAAUUGCAGCCGCAGCAUUGCCGCCUCCCGCUUUGCUCCACAUCUGGAGAAGUGCCUGGGAAUGGGCCGGAACAGCAGCCGGAUCGCCAACCGCCGGAUUGCCAACAGCAACAAUAUGAACAAGUCGGAGAGUGACCAAGAGGAUAAUGACGACAUCAAUGACAAUGACUGGUCGUACGGCUCAGAGAAGAAAGCCAAGAAGAGGAAAUCAGACAAGCUAUGGUAUCUCCCAUUCCAGAACCCCAAUUCCCCUCGAAGAUCCAAGUCUUUAAAACACAAAAAUGGGGAACUUAGCAAUUCGGAUCCUUUUAAGUAUAACAACUCAACUGGGAUCAGCUACGAGACCCUGGGGCCGGAGGAGCUGCGUAGCCUGCUCACCACGCAAUGUGGGGUGAUUUCUGAACACACCAAGAAGAUGUGCACAAGGUCCCUGCGCUGCCCCCAGCACACAGAUGAGCAGCGGCGAGCCGUGCGGAUUUACUUCCUCGGACCCUCAGCCGUCCUUCCAGAGGUCGAGAGUUCCCUGGAUAACGACAGCUUUGACAUGACUGACAGCCAGGCCCUGAUCAGCCGGCUUCAGUGGGACGGCUCCUCUGAUCUCUCACCCUCUGAUUCGGGCUCCUCCAAGACGAGUGAGAAUCAGGGAUGGGGUCUAGGUACCAACAGCUCAGAGUCACGGAAAACCAAGAAAAAGAAAUCCCAUCUGAGCCUGGUAGGGACUGCCUCCAGCCUAGGCUCCAACAAGAAGAAGAAGCCAAAGCCACCGGCACCCCCAACGCCCAGCAUCUACGAUGACAUCAACUGA